AUGCCUAGCCGCUUCGUAUCGGCUGGCAAGAUCGGCUCAUCUGGAGAGAUCUCGAAAGACGCCAGUGGCACAGAAUCAACACCUCAACAGCCGCUGCACAAUUCCGCUAAAUCCAAAGAAUGGGAAGCGGUUGAGAAACAGUUGGAAGCUGAAAGAAAGAAGCGCGAGGAACAGCGCAUCAAGGCUGCUACAGGAGAAGGCGAGAAGACCUUAUAUGACGUCCUCCAGGCAAACAAAGCGGCAAAACAGGCCGAAUUUGAAGAGCAGACCAAACUACGUAACCAGUUUCGUGCAUUGGAUGAUGACGAGAUAGAGUUCUUGGAUGAGAUACGCGCCAACAAGCGUGCAGAAGAGGAACGCGUGAAACGAGAGACGGAAGAAGGUCUAAAGGCAUUUCGAGAGCGACAAAAGGGCGAUACUGCUCAGGGCGAAACUGCUGGUGUUGAAGAAGAAGGCGAGUCAUGGGAGAUUGGUCGUAAGAGGAAGCGCACGAAAGAGAAAGAUGUCAAGGGGCUGAGGCGAAAAGUCAGCGCAGCGGAGGAGAAACAAACUGGGAAGCAAGAUACAAAGCCAGUCGAAGGCCCGAGUCGUGAUACGUUAGAUGAGAAGUCCAGGACGACAAAUCAGUCAGCUGCAAAGCCACCAGAGAAGAAGGGGCUAGUAUUGGUGGGUUAUGGGAGCGAUUCAGAUGAUGACGAUUGA
Messenger RNA from Fusarium odoratissimum NRRL 54006, 702 nucleotides. RefSeq lists its product as uncharacterized. The record is from RefSeq and is a predicted model, not a curated record. The transcript has 2 exons. The coding region runs from base 1 to 702 and encodes 233 amino acids. Gene Ontology annotation, cellular component: nucleus. Lineage: Eukaryota; Fungi; Ascomycota; Sordariomycetes; Hypocreales; Nectriaceae.